Molecule: messenger RNA, 6411 nt
Organism: Myripristis murdjan (pinecone soldierfish)
Lineage: Eukaryota; Metazoa; Chordata; Actinopteri; Holocentriformes; Holocentridae
Exons: 8
Coding region: 338-5443 (1701 amino acids)
Biological process (GO): cell differentiation
Source: RefSeq, a predicted model, not a curated record
GACGGCAGCGCAACUUCUCUCAUUUUCUCCCAACCACUUGAGCGUUCACAAGCAGCCAGACUGAGAGAGGGACUCUACUGAUCAGACAUCCCGAGAGCGGAUCCCGGUGGGAAACAUCUCCUCCAGUCUCCACUCGCUUUCCGAAGUGCUUUUUUUUCUCACGGAAAUGCUGUACCUGAAGUUUCACUCGGGACGGUGAGCUCUAAAGUUUGGAGUCGGAGAGGAAGGGCGCAGCGGCGGGGGGACGCUUCAAAUGGAGAGCAGAUGAGAGUGAAUUUCCCCAUCUGGAUCAUAAAAGUAGCCUGCAGCUAAGGGUGUAGCUCCAGUGUGAGGUGGUAUGUCAAAUCGCGACUCGCUGGGGACAGGGGACCUGAUCCCCCAGGAUGUGGUUGAGGUUUUUGCCCAGGAAAGGCUUGCCAAGAGAGGCCACAAGAAGCGCAGUCACUCCCUGGGCAGAGCGUUGGGCUGGCUGAAAGGCAAGAAGAGGAAGGACCUCAAUGCCAAUGGCCAGAGCUUGGGCCUGGGCCCCGGGCCUGACUUAGACUUGGACGGGCAUCCUGCUGCGCAUCACGGCGGGCAGAAAGGAGUCCAGAAGGCGGGAAAGCAGACAGCUGCCCCAAAGCAAGAUGAUGAGCAGAGGGUCCAGGUGCCCCCGUUGUUCCAGGAGAAUGUCUUCAUUGAGGCCAGCAGGCCCAAAUACCUGGAGGACCUUCACACUGAGGCCCAGGAAGGACUGAAGCUGAUGCAGCAAGAAGAAACCAACAAUGGCGUGUACUUCCAGGAUGAUGAAAGCACCAUUUCAUCGGUGACAGUCCAAGCAGAGGAGGAUGGUGGAGGAUUUAUGACUGACAGCACCAUCCCUGAUGCCUCCUCUACUGUCUCUACACAGUCGACCGUCUCCACAAGAUCUUCCCGUUCUGGAAUCUCCAGACAAGGAUCGACAUUCAGGCCCCUGAACGCUGGCAAGAAGCCAGAGAAGGCCAAGACCAGAAGGAGAAGCAGGAAGACAGUUAUGGGGAUCCCACAUCAUGUCCAGAAAGAACUGGGGCUGGACAGAACAGGCAUGACAAUUAGUCCAAUACUAGAUAAGGAACAGCUCCCUAAUGGUGAGACCAUCAAUACCUUCACCACUGAUGGCCCACAGCAGGCAGCAGAGCUUCAACAGGGGACCAGUGUCAGCCUUCAGAACAUUGAGACCCUUCAGCCUCUCAGCGAAGACCAAGUCCAGCAGUUUAACUCCACUCAGGCUUUCCACAGGGAUGACCUGGCCCUGCUGCACCGCUUUGGUCCUGAGCUGUCAGACCAGCAGAGGCCCCAUUCCCUCGCUGUCCCCUGGAUGACCACUGCCAACAGCCUCCAGCAGCAGCCGCCCAGCCCUGUCAUGUCCAUGUCCCCACAGGCCACCUACCUGUCAAAAAUAAUUCCAAAUGCCGUGAUGCCACCUGCCAUUGACGUGGUGGAAAUCAGUCGUGGGCGGAGCCGCAACAGUGUCCGUACUGUCAGCAAGAGCAGCCUGCUGCUGGCCAGCCCAGCCUCCUCCCGUGCUUCAUCUCGAGCCUCCACCCUCUCCUCUGCCUCCAAACACAAGCCGCCCAAGCUGUCAGACAGCUCGGGUUGGAGCAAUUCUGAGUCCUCAGAGACACUGGUGUCUGACUCCUCCACCAUCUCCAGCAGCAGCACCCCUAGACAAAAGUCACAGGAUGGAGAUUUGGGAAGUUCUGCUAAGGAAGAUAAAGUCAGUGUCCACUCGUCUAUCAGCAAGUCCUCCAAAUCCACCUCUAAUGGCAAACCCAGGUCCAAAGUAGGUGAGGUAAAGAAAGAUGGUGCCUUUGUACGUAGCCUCUCAGUGAUGAAGUCAAAGAAAGCUCCUCCUCCUCCAAGCCGUUCUUAUUCCCUCCACAAUAAAAUGAAACGGCGGUCACGUGACCUGGCAGAGGUAAGGGUGAUUUCAGGGGAAUCCUCUCCCCAAAGCUUGUCAUCAGAUAAGGAAAGUACAGAAAACAAAAUGGUACAGAUAAAGGAGGCUGGACCCUCUCCUAUGCCCGCCAGGACCAUAGACAGCCCUGGCUAUUCUGCAGACAUCAGUUCAAUGGAUGACUCCACGGGUUCAUCCAUCAAAUUCCAGCUGCAGACACCAGAGAAAGAGGACUCUGUAAAGCUAGAGGAACCAGGCAUCAAAGACACUUCACCUGAGAAGAAGCAAGCACCUCCGGACAAUGAGGUAAAGAAAAUUGUCUCCCCCUCCAGUGGCUACUCCAGCCAAGAUGGCACACCUACUCAACCCUCAAAACAGUCCCAUAGGUCCUCUCCGAGGCAUAAAAAAGGCAUCCUGGUCAAACUGCAGAGCUUAUUUCCUAAGUCCAGUCCCGCCCCUACAGUUUCAGCUCCAUCCCCUCUUAAACAGCCAGACGUCACUGACAGCAAAAAGUCCACUGAACCUCCCCAGCCUCAACCCAACCCUUCAGUGGACACAGUCACUGCCAGCCCCUCAGUCAAGGCCCUAAGAGAGCUCUUCAACAUCCCACCCCCACCCAAUGUCCAUGCACCGCCACCUCCUCCCCCAGAGGUGUGGGCUCACAACAAACGCACCUUUGAGUUGUUGCUGGGACCUCCAGCCCCAGAUAAUACUUAUGCAAUUGUGAAGAAGAAUCCAAAGGACAGGAGACAGCAGAGGCAAUCUCCUCCAACAUCUAAAGAGGGAUCUGUAAAAAGCAUGUCUGGAGAAAGAAAACAGAAGGAUCACACUUCCACAGUGGAGCUGAAUUCAGAGGUUCACAAAGAGAUCAAUGAAAGACUGGCUCAUGUAGAGCCGCAUGUAGAUGUGAAAGAAAAUAGCAAAGUCACAGAAAAAGACGAGAAGGUCAGAGUGAGUGAGUUACUAAGUGGGAUGUUAAUGAAAGUCGCAGAGAAACGUGAGCAGAGGCUAGCAGCAAUGCAACAGGACGAGGUCAAACCGGCAACACACAGUAACACUUCAGUUACAGAAGUGAAAACGAAAAUGGAUACAUUACCUGCCAUUUCAUUAGUACGUGUCUCCCCUGCUCCCUCUCCUCCUCCACCACACCACCCACCUCAGCCCCCCACAAAACAGGACACACAUUUAGCUGCCUCAGAUGCUGCUUCUGCUGUAACACCACAUCUUGUGGUAUCCCCCACAAGUGAGUCAUUGUGGCCUCCACCACCUCCACCAAUGGAACAAGCUUCCGGGAUCCUUGGCGGGAAUGAUGUAAUGGAUUUUCCCCUUCCACCUCCCCCAUUAUUUAGUGUGGAGGGGUUAGUUAUACCAGUUCAGGUCCCACCAGAGCAGCAUAUUCCCAGUACAGCUGUUUUACAAGACUCAAACAGUGAGCAGCUUAACUCUGCUUGUACAAUCACAUCUGUUGCAUCAGUGGUCAAUGCAGAAUGUCUUAGGGUGGCUGCAGGAACUCUCCCCAGUGGGGACAAGCCUGCUGCAUCAGAGGAGGUAGUUAGUGCUGCACAACCACCACCACCUGCACCCAAAAUGUAUCUUAUGUCCCAAGGAAUUCCUCCUCCACCUCCAAGUAUCCCCCCACCACCGCCCUUCGCAGCUCCAACAGCACCAGUAAAGGAGGGUUCACCUCCAGCACCUAAAGAAGUCUCCCCACCACCACCACCUAAAGAAGUCUCCCCACCACCACCACCUAAAGAGGUCUCCCCUCCACCACCACCUAAAGACGUCUCCCCUCCAGCACCUAAAGAAGUCUCCCCACCACCACCAAAAGAGGUCUCCCCUCCACCACCACCUAAAGAGGUCUCCCCUCCACCACCACCUAAAGACGUCUCCCCUGCAGCAUCUCAAGAAGUCUCCCCUCCACCACCACCACCAAAAGAGGUCUCCCCUCCACCACCACCGAAAGAAGUCUCCCCACCACCACCUAAAGAGGUCUCCCCUCCACCACCACCUAAAGACGUCUCCCCUACAGCAUCUCAAGAAGUCUCUCCUCCACCACCACCUAAAGAAGUCUCCCCACCACCACCAAAAGAGGUCUCCCCUCCACCACCACCGAAAGAAGUCUCUCCACCACCACCAAAAGAGGUCUCCCCUCCACCACCACCGAAAGACGUCUCCCCACCACCACCGAAAGAGGUCUCCCCUCCACCACCACCAAAAGAGGUCUCCACACCACCACCACCGAAAGAAAUCUCCCCACCUCCACCAAAAGAGGUCUCCCCUCCACCUCCUGUAGAGGUCUCCUCUCCACUACCUAAAGAAGUCUCCACACCACUACCACCAAAGGAGGUCUCCCCACCAUCUGCUGAAGAAGUUGCCCUUCUACUCUCCCAAGAGCCAGCUUCCUCAUCAGUUAGCAUACUCUUGCCACCACAGAGUAUUCCACCACCUCCUCCCUCAGAGCCUCCACAAACUGAUGAUAGCCAUCCAGCAGCUCAGGAGCCCUCUCCACCACCACCUUCUGAAAUCCCUAUUUUACCCUCUCUUGAGACCUCCCAUGCACCACAAAUGACUCAAGAACACACCCCUCCUCCACCUAUAAACAUUCUCUCUCCUCCUCCUCUACCUGUCCAAGCUCCUGCUAACACUGAGCACCAAACUGCUCUACUGGAUGCAGAGAACCGAAGCCAAGAGCAGACCUCUCCCCUUGCCCCACAAGAGGAGGCCACUCCCAUGACUACCUCCCUUCUGGAGGUGGUCAAGCUGAAGUCAGUCAAUAGCAGUCCUGACCCUAUCAAACCUCAGGACCAAACCCAGCCUGAGGUCAUUAUGAGGACCCAGAAUCCCAGUAAUCAGGGUCAAGCUCCAUCUGCUGCUGGUGAGGCUCCUCAAAAACCCAUCAGAAGAUCUCUGAUCAUAACUUCUCCGACAUCCACAUCUCCACCAGCCAUAGUCACUUCACAACCUACCAUUUCAAAGUCCCAGACCACCAUGGUACUGCCCACCUCUUCAUCCACAGUUAUCUCCCCUACAAAGAAGUCUCCUCCUGCCAUAUCCUCCUCUCCCUCCAUGAACCUGCAGGAGGCCAUCCGCUUGAGGACAGCAGCAAGAUCAAAGGAUGGACCUACUUCUCGCCUCAGUUUGCCGUCUCCAACAUCACCACUAGGUGGAGAUUUCCGCAAAUCCCCUUCCAGCACUGCCAGCUUUAUCUUUUCAAAAAGUACCAAAAAGGUGGUGAUUGAGACUGUGACCUCACCCGAGGCUAAUUCAAACAACCAGAAGAACCUAGUGGCUGAGCUUUCCUCUGUAACAAAGUCAGCAAAUGAAACAGAGUUACUGAAGAAGGGAGCCAAGGUGCCACCACCUGUAGCAAAGAAACCCAAACCAAAGGCCAAAGAAAUAGAGAGCAGUGUGGAGACUGAGCAAAUGCAGACUGCUGGACAGGAAGCACAGCCAGAGAGCACCAAGGGUACUCCAGAGAAACCAAAUGGGACUGCAGGUAGCGCCGAGGGAGGACAGACGUCAACAUGAUUGGAAAGACUGAAGAAGACCUGGGAAUAGUUAACAUGGGAAGGACUUUACUGCAAGUUGAAGUGUGUAUGUAUGAGAGAGAGAAAAAGCCAAAGUUGGAUGGAGAAGAUGGUUAUUUUUUGAAGAAUUUGGGGUUUUAAAGAGAGAUUCUCUGAAUUUGAUGUUAAUGGUGUGGGUCUUAAAUUUCUCAAGUACUCGUUUUGUAUUAUAUUAAGAGUAAAUAUAUUUUCUUUGCCAGAGGGUCUGAUGAACUUUACCUUUGUAGUGCUGGUUCAUGGUGGUCCACUGUAAGAGAUGAGGAUAUAUCACCCUCUAGUGUCAAAUAAUGAUUGUACCACUACUUUUCCUGCUGAGUGGAGCAAGGAGCAAGCUGAAUGCUUCUAGUUAGUACUUCUGACCAUGGGAGUUAUGAGCGCUCAUCUGUAAAUAUAACUGAAAGUUGUAUAUUUAAUAUAUCCAGUCAUUAUGGAUGUGCGCUGUGGAAUUCUGUUCUGUAUUUUCCCAGAGGUGGGAAUAUACCCAUUUAUGUUUGUUAAAAAUAUAUUUACCAUAAGUUAUUUUUCCCUUUAUGUUCAAUUCUAUUGGGGAUUAUAAGAAAGUAAGGCCCUCAUGAUGUCCAAAUUUAUUGGGGUGUUUUAUCAAAAAUCCCACAUCAGUGUCAUGUCAAACUCUUUGAAGAUCCAAUCAAGAAUUUAAUAUUUCUUUUAAUAUUUAAAUUGAUGAGCUUAGCUCUUUAUGUAAAUCAGUGUCACGAAAAAUCUGAUGAACCAUGAUUUUGAGGCACAUUUUCUGUUGCUUUUAGUUACUGUUAAUUGAGAGCUUUGUUUUACAUUACAGUUAUAAAGAUCAUUGGUCAAAGUCUGGAAGAACCUUCUGUGGAAUUGUAAUAUAUUUCAAACUGGUUUCAGUGAUUGAGAUCUAAUAAAUAUGUAUUAUGUGUAAUAAACAGAAUAAACAUUUACCAAGAG